Molecule: messenger RNA, 5843 nt
Organism: Danaus plexippus (monarch butterfly)
Lineage: Eukaryota; Metazoa; Arthropoda; Insecta; Lepidoptera; Nymphalidae
Gene: Tkz
Product: discoidin domain-containing receptor 2-like
Exons: 16
Coding region: 579-3209 (876 amino acids)
Biological process (GO): multicellular organism development; protein phosphorylation; positive regulation of kinase activity
Cellular component (GO): signaling receptor complex
Molecular function (GO): protein tyrosine kinase collagen receptor activity; ATP binding; collagen binding
Source: RefSeq, a predicted model, not a curated record
ACUUUACUCACUGGGCUUUAUUCUAUAGUACAUUCAAAGUUAUUGCCCUACUUCAGGUCGAAUAUUGGUACGUGACGGAGCUUUGUAACAUGGUCGAUUGAAUUGAGGUGUUAUAAUUUUAUUUUUAUACUUCAGUGCACGCAUUUUUCGCGUGGUUAUAACAGAACAUUAAUAUAAAAUGGUGAAAUUUUGACGGUAGUUAAUGAAUUAGGUCGCUAAGUGAUAAUAAAAUAAAGUUAUGGCUGGUGGUUUUGGAAAUGCGAGGACAGAGUUAUGCUAAUUCUCUCCCCAUGUUACCGGGUUUCACCUAUAUACCUGCCGUAGAAAGUUCAAUUCAGAUGUCUGCCGCUCCGCGGGAUUCGCGAUUCAGUCGCUCCUGUGAGCUGGUGAGGUGUGGACGUGAACUGCGCUGCCUCAGUACUCGCGAUAACUUAGCACUGACUGUUACUUCUCUUGACUAAUUGUGUAAAUUUAUUGAAUAUUAUAGUGGAGACCUGCCCUAUCUUUGACUUUACAACUGGAUAAACAGUCUGGGAUGACAUCUGUGGGCCUCAGGCGACGGUGAAGUGACCGCCGAAAUGUCGGCGUGUGUGCUCGCGUUGCUGCUACUGGCUCGCCCCACGGCGUUGCUCGCUCUCGAUAUAUCUCAAUGCAUCGCACCGCUCGGCAUGGAGAGCGGUCUGAUCCCGGAUCGAGACCUAACCGCUAGCUCCUCCUUCGACGAUGGCAACGUGGGACCGCAGAAUGGACGGUUAAAUCAAGAGACAAAAGGCGGUGCUUGGUGCCCUAAGCCGCAGAUCACGACGGAAUCCACGGAGUGGCUGGAGAUAGAUCUUCAUACGGUACACGUUAUCACGGGCACGGGUACACAAGGGCGCUUCGGUAACGGACAGGGGGCUGAGUACGCGGAGGCCUACGUGCUAGAGUAUUGGAGGCCGAAACUAGGGAAGUGGGUUCGAUACAGGGGCAUCGAUGGACAAGAGAUCCUGACUGGCAACACGAACACCUACCUGGAGAAGAAGCAUCACCUAGAGCCGCCUGUGUGGGCCUCAAAGAUCCGUUUCAUUCCAUACAGCUCCCACCGCCGUACCGUCUGCAUGCGGGUAGAACUCUACGGAUGCUACUGGAGUGUGGGGAUAGUAUCGUAUUCGAUGCCGAAGGGCGAUCAGAGGAGCAAUGGAGUCGAGUUGACGGAUAUUAUAUACGACGGCCAGUGGGGGGAGGAACUCAGGGGGGGUCUGGGUCAACUGGUCGAUGGACAGUUCGGGGGAGAUGAAAUCAGAGAGGCCUCGAAGAACUCCGUGUGGGUCGGAUGGAGGAACGAUUCGAGGCCAACCCCUCCAGUUAUGAUAUUCGAGUUCGACAAAGUGAGAGAAUUCUCCGCCGUCCACCUAUACUGCAACAACAAGUUCAUGAGAGACGUGCAGGUGUUCUCGGAGGCUAUAAUAUCGUUUUCGAUAGGCGGCCGUCAGUUCCAGCCGGAGCCGGUCAGGUUCACUACAAUAGAGAACAACAUCUUCGAGAGCGCGAGGAACGUCACCAUCAAACUGCACCACCGCAUAGGACGCUGGGUCAGAAUCGAGCUGAGGUUCGCCGCCACCUGGAUACUCAUCAGCGAAGUUGUCUUCGACUCCGAUGUCGCUCAAGGGAAUUACACUCCGGAGAGUCAAAAGCCGGGAGUGAAAGAUAAAACGAAGUUACCAGCCACGAAAGAGCUGCCGAUAUCGACAGCACACACAGAAGAUCCGUUGUACAUGGCUAUCGUAGUGGGAGUUCUAACAGCACUGGUCAUACUUCUAGCCGUAGCGGUAUUCUUUAUAAUACAUCGCCAUAGACAUAGGAAGUGCUUCGCGUCUCCUCUAGCUAAGACAACGAUAGCCCAACGGACAGUGUCAGAGAAUUACAACCCGUGUACCUCGAUGCUGCCGGAGAACAAGAUUGUUAUAGACUGUCCAUUGGACGUGAAGUCUGAUGAAUACCAGGAGCCGUACCAAGCAUUAAAAUGCGCUCCGUACUUCAGUUACAGUACUGUCCUGUUAGAGAUGAGGGACUUCGUUAAGGAUUCCAAUGCAGCGCUAUCUGAUAGUUCAAACUACGAUUACGCAGUGCCCGAGCUAAGCUCAGCGCCGCUUCUGACGAAGCGAUUAGACACGCUCUCGGACCGAGCCACCGAGCUGGUGUCUGACGUGGAACACCUGGAACAGCUGGGACACCUGGAACACAUGGACGCGAUGGACUGCGAACUGAACCGAUCAGUGAACUCUAUACGGUCCAAGCAUAGCAAUAGGAGUCAGCAAGAGAUGCUUAUCGAGUUGAAGCGUCGUCUGGAGAGUACCGAGGUGAUAGAGUUCCCGAGACAUAGACUCCGCAUGAUAUCCAAACUGGCUGAAGGAGCGUUUGGAACUGUUUACGUGGCGGAGGCUGACGGCGUCCCGGAGUACGAGGGAGGCGUCUGCUCAGAGAAGAGAUUAGUUGCUGUCAAAUUCCUAUGCAGCGACGCGUCACUCAACGAGAGGUAUAUCAUGGAGGAGUUUGAGCGUGAUGUUCGUAUAUUGGCCGCGUUGUCAUCGCCGUACCUGGCCCGUGUGUUGGGAGCGUGUCGGUCACCGCCGCUAGCUGUAGUGCUCGAGUAUCUCGAACUGGGUGACCUCUGUGCGUUCCUACGAACGACAUCACCUCCGAGCACGAGCACGUUGCUCCACAUCGCCACGCAGAUCGCAUCCGGAAUGCACUAUUUAGAGUCGCUGAACUUCGUGCACAGAGAUCUGGCGACCAGGAACAUCCUGAUAGGUAAGAACUAUCAGAUCAAGAUCAGCGACUUCGGAACGGACAACGAGUCGUACAGCUGCGAUUACUAUAAGGUGGACGGUCGUAUACCUCUGCCACUUCGCUGGGCCGCCUGGGAGUGUGUACUGCGGGGCGAGUAUACUACCAAGACGGACGUGUGGGCCUUCGCUGUAACACUGCACGAGAUAUUCUCACUGUGCCGUCGACGACCGUACGAGCAGUUCACCGACGCCGAGGUGUUAGAGAACCUGUCCCACUUGGAGGCGGACGACGGUCUGUUCACAUACAUACCCCGCAGCCCGGGCUGUCCUCGCUCGUUGUAUGACGCGAUGCGUGCGUGUUGGAGACGUCGUGACGCCGACAGGCCGACCUUCAGCGAGCUCCACUCCUUCCUCCAGCGGACCGGACGCGGAUACUCGUGAUGUACGCCCUGCACCUGCUCGAUGAACUACAGGUUGUCACACAUAUGAGAUCAUCAGUAGUCAUCUUGUUGGGAGGUUUACUAUCGGUCUUGGAAGUCAUACCGCUGGUUUGGGUUUCAAUUGUUCUGUUUCCAUCAAAGUAUAAUAUUAUUUUUAAUGGCCGUUGUCGUUUGACAUGUGUUUGUUAUUUAUAUGUAAUUAUGAUGCCAUAAUAGUGUCACAUUUAUUUUCGUGAACAAUAUAUAUUUUUGUGUUAUUACAAUUCUGGUAAUGACGGACCAAAACUCUCCUUUUUAUCAAACAAAGUCGUUUGUUAAUUUUUAAACUAUCAGUGCGGGAGUUGUGUGAAUGUUAUAAUUAUUUGUACUUAAUCACCAGCGAGCUUCGCACAGCUUCGACUGAGGUUACGCGGGGAAUUUAGUGCAAGGUAAUGAGAUCUUGUCUUGAACAUGUUUGUAUACAAUCAUCGGAUAUGAGGCACAAUAAUGUGCUGUACUCUGUCGUACAGAAGUCAGAACUUACCACUCUAUACAAUGACCGCGUCAUGUAUACAACGCAUAUCGUUAUAAGUUUAGGUAGUUAAGGCAUGUUUUGGCGUUUAUUAAACCGAAACUCAGAAAAUUCUAGACUUGGUUUCUUUAGUGACCACCAUUUAUUUGUAAUAGUUAAGUUACUUAAACGAAGACUGUGCUAUCACUUUCAAUUUAAUUUAUAGUAAAUUAAUGUUAAGUUGUAUUAGUUAAAGUUAAUUAGUGAUGACUAUAACUUAAUAUAAUUUGUAUUAUACAUAAAUAAGUUGAUGUAAAUUGUUAAAGACAAAUUGUCUAUACAGCAGAUAAUAAUGUUUCUAAUAUUAUUUAAUUUAUAAAUACAUUCAUAGUAACAUAUUAGCGUAGUGUAUGGAUCCCAGAAAGACUAACGUGUAGGUUAAGUUGAUGAGCUUCAAUUAUUCUACUUUCGAUGUAGACAAGGAACAAUAUAAUUAAUGGGACGUCUUAGUGCGGACGUCGGUUUUAAAGUCGCUCACUAAUGUUAUGUUUAACUUCACUGCACGUUACCUUUCUCAAAUUAUUAAUGUUCUUCUAUCGUAAAAAAUAUAUUUCCCUCCCCCCACCCUCCCCCCUUGACUGGUGUUGCCAACCUUAGCUUGAAAAUUAAACAUUUAUUUUGAUACAUAACCUUACCGCCGCGUAAGUUAAUAGUACAUAGUUGAGUUUGAAUCGAAUAAAUUAUUAACGAUAUAUUAUAUAGAUAUUUAGAACUUCAACGAAUCGUGGCCGCGCCCAGAGAUUAUUAUUGAUAGAUAUUUAUUUAUCCCAUCAUAUUCAUCUAUUUACUGUCGAGAAUAUAUAGUAAUGUUUUAUUCAAUAUGGCCACUGCGUUGAAAAUCUUUUGAAUAGUAGAAAUAUAUAGACGUCUAUUUUCUGUAGUCCGCCGGUACUAAUUUAGUGUUGACAUUUUAUGACAAUAUAUCGAUCGAUUAGAUAGUCGUGCGUUUUGAUACUCGGAUGAAUCUAUUUAUACAGUCGGGUGUUAGGUGACUGGUUAUAUUUAAGUUCCAAUAAAAAAAAAAAACAUCGGAGUUUGAAACGCAUAUUGUAUGUAACGCGUGUGGAAGCGACUGUUAAAUUAUUAAAGAGCUGUUUUUUUGUUGGAGCUUGUUUCGGUGUGGACUCACUCUAUGAAGGCAGAGUCGGUCAUAGCGGUCUUAUUAAUAACGUAAUAACAUGUCGUUGUCCACACGCUCUUAGCUGUAGAAACGUUCUAGUGGACCGAAACGAACGGCUUAAUUUAAGAGCCUAAAUAUUUAGCACAUUAAUUAGUAUUAAGCAAAAUAAGCUGUUUAGUUUGCGAUGUAGUCGUGUUUGAUCACUUGUACACUGACCAAUGUAAUAGACUUAUCGAGAGGUGUAGUAGUUCUAAGAUAGAUGACUAUUUAAGAUCUUACUUUACAAAACUGGCCUUACUUCCUCGUUACUGUCUAGCUUUUAGACUAUAUGUAGCGUAGAAUUUAUUUAUAUAUUUAUAAAUCUAUACUAUCUCCCUCGCCCUCCCACGACUUCCCUAUAUCAUACCUUCGUGCUGUGUAAUAUUUUGAGGGCACAUUUCAUUUACAAUAACUACACCUGCCUUAAGCGGUUUUUACAGACUGGGCUGCUUGCACUCCGGCCGAUUUUAUUAAUAUAUUUACCGGAAUCUGGGAUAACAAACUCAAUAAUCACUUUAAAUUUGUAUGAAAAUGACAAUAAAAUAAGGAAGCGAGCUGUCUGAUGUUCGGUCGGCGUGCAUUCCACUCAUAUAAUAUAUCACUCUAGAUGUUUUAAAAGUUGUAAAUACGAAUUUUUAUGGCUGAUGUAACAUAUUGAAGCACUAAGGAAAUCUUAAAUUCCUAACAAUGGUCCAAACUUCAUUCGCUUUUUUAUUUGUACUAUAUUAUUAUACAAUUUCUAUUUAGAUAAAUAAAUAAUAAUUAGUAUAUAGAUGUCUUACGCUUUAAUUUUAUUUAAUAGUGUUAACGUGUAUUUGAUGAAAUGCUUAAUUUUCAUAAUCAAAGUUUUAUGGAGAUACCAAAUGCAGUAUUUUUAUUUUAUACUCUACAUCUUUGUACCCAAAUAAAAGCAAUAUUCUAACUUA